CUCAGCACAGCUCAUGUCUUCUCCUCACAGAGAGCUCAGCCAUGACUCCUACAAUCACUGCAGCUCUCAUCUCCUCCAAACAGCAUCUUCCUCUAACAAACAAGCUGAGGAAGCCAGUAGUGGAGAAGAUGCGCAGAGAACGCAUCAACAGCAGCAUUGAGAAGCUCAAGUCUCUCCUGGGCAGAGAAUUCCUAAAGCAGCAGCCAGAUUCCAGACAGGAGAAAGCCGACAUCCUGGAGAUGACGGUUCAUUUCCUGAUGCAACAGCAGAAGCAGCAGCAGCGAGAGCAGCAGUCCUACAACUCUGUCUGCUCCGCUUCAGCCAGUGAAGGCUACGGCAGGUGUGUGCAGGAGGCCAUCAUCUUCCUGUCUCAGUGUGGAGUUCAGACUCCAUCCCAGAGAAGACUGCUGAGCCACUUCCUCACCAUGCAGCCUUCCAUGGAGAAAAGCACAAGUGUCUUGCCCAUCGGUUCUCCAGUCUGCAACAUCAGCAGCAAAGAGGAAACUCCAGCCCCUACUGCGCUCUGGAGACCCUGGUAGAGCAACCAAGACAAAACGCAUGAACGCUUAUGCCAUGGACAGUUCAACAGUCUAACUGUUAUCACAGUUAACCAAGAGUUUUGGUUUAUCUUUAUUAAGACUAUUGUCUGUGUUCCCAGUUGGGAAGUUGCAUGAAAUUUGAAGGAUUCCUGCCAUGAGCAGAUCAUAGUAGCUGUUAUCAGAGCUUUGUCACUAUCUACUAGUUUAGUAGAAUGAUGCUUCUGCUUCGUAACAAUUGUACAUUGUUGAAUUAUGUCUCAUAUUGAGAUUCGUUGUGUUUUUGUUUCUAUGGAACCACCGAUAUCGAUCGAUUGGAUCUCAUAUGUUGAAUUAUUUUCUUGUUUGAAAUGCUUAUAUGCUUCCUUUAUCACACUGAUAAAAAUGUAUUUGUGCUCUUUAUAUUUGAGAGGUGGAAUUUUUGUGUCUCUAAAUUACAUUGGUUUUCUCGUCACUUUACUCAAAGCGAUAAUUAUAAAGAUGCUGAGCAUCAUCUACAUCUACAUCAAUAAAAAUAGAGAAAUAUA
Molecule: messenger RNA, 1063 nt
Organism: Pygocentrus nattereri (red-bellied piranha)
Lineage: Eukaryota; Metazoa; Chordata; Actinopteri; Characiformes; Serrasalmidae
Product: transcription factor HES-5-like
Exons: 2
Coding region: 42-539 (165 amino acids)
Biological process (GO): anterior/posterior pattern specification; regulation of transcription by RNA polymerase II; regulation of neurogenesis
Cellular component (GO): nucleus
Molecular function (GO): protein dimerization activity; DNA-binding transcription factor activity, RNA polymerase II-specific; RNA polymerase II cis-regulatory region sequence-specific DNA binding
Source: RefSeq, a predicted model, not a curated record